Hylaeus anthracinus is the source of this 779-nucleotide messenger RNA. RefSeq lists its product as uncharacterized. NCBI's taxonomy places the organism in Eukaryota, Metazoa, Arthropoda, Insecta, Hymenoptera, Colletidae. The coding region runs from base 134 to 580 and encodes 148 amino acids. Gene Ontology annotation, cellular component: membrane. The transcript has 6 exons. The record is from RefSeq and is a predicted model, not a curated record. Gene Ontology annotation, biological process: vesicle-mediated transport; Golgi ribbon formation.
UAACGAUAAAAUGGCUACGUCUUGAUUGUAGUAUCCGGGUGCUAGAAGCGGUGACCGUGAGAUCUGUCCGUUUCGCGGCGGAAUUAAUCACUCGUUUUACGCAGCACAGGUGACAGGAUACCUAAGUGGGAAAAUGUCGGCUGCUAGCAAAUGGAAUUUGUCCAGGGAGGACAUACAAACCGCUGCGAAGGACGAAAAAGAGUUGCUGCUGGAGCACGAUAGCGAUCCUGAUGAAAACAUGCUGUUCAACCAACCUAGUACAUCCACGACGGAGACGAACACGUCCAAAACGGAUGGAAAAAUGGACAGCGUUCGAUUGCAAAUCCACGAGGUAACGGAAGUGAUGCGCGAUAACGUUCAGAAGGUGAUGGAGCGGGGCGAGAGGCUGGAGGAUCUUCAGGAAGCCAGCGAUCGCUUGUCCAUGGUCGGGGGUGAGUUCAGGGCGGCUGCGAAGAGGGCCCAGCAACGAGCGUGGCUUCAGAACUUCAAGACGAGAAUCAUUCUCGUCGCCAUCACGGUGACGGUCGUCGUCUGCAUCAUCGUUCUGGACAUCAUGGUGCUUUACCUGGUACUCAGAUAGCGAACACGGUCUAGCGAGCUUCGAUCGUUCGAUAUCAGUAUCCAUCGUCGUGAAAUACUCGUGACCGAGAGCUCCUUCCAGACUGAAAUCCAAUUCUUUACGAACCUACGUUGUAUAUUUGUACCUGUCUUUCAUGGAGUAUAUACGUGUAUUAUAAUCGUACGUUUAUAUAAAUACAUAUCUUAUUAUUUUUAAUCGC